AUGGACCACUCCCACCACAUGGACAUGGACAUGGGCCACAACCACGGCGACAUGGAUAUGGGCGGUGGGCAGUGCAACAUGAACAUGCUCUUCACCUGGUCGUCGAAAGACCUCUGUAUCAUCUUCCGGCAGUGGCGCGUCACAGGCCCGUUCUCGCUCUUCGUCUCCCUGGUGGUUAUCGUGCUGUUGACGGCGGGUUAUGAGGGGGUGAGGAAGGUGACGAGACGGUAUGAGGCGAUGCAUGGAAGGCGGUUGAGUGCUUUUACAGCUGUUACUGGCAAUGACCGUCAAGACAUCGAGUCCGUCGACGAUGCGACUGCGCCAGAUUCCCAUAACCAUCAUCCUCCUUCAUCAUCCAACCACGCCGGCUUACCCCUGCUUGUAGGCAGCGAUACUCGGAGGGCCUUGGAGCACCGCGGCAAGAUCGUCCUGGCGCUCUUGUAUGCGGUGCAGGUGUUUUACAGCUUCUUCAUCAUGCUCCUCUUCAUGACGUACAACGGCUCGGUCAUGUUGGCGGUCGCGGUGGGUGCGUUCGUCGGGUAUUUGGUCUUUGGGGAGGAUACCACGGCGGCCAAGACGGUGGCUUGUCAUUGA
Aspergillus candidus is the source of this 594-nucleotide messenger RNA. Its product is annotated as low-affinity Cu transporter. Gene Ontology annotation, molecular function: copper ion transmembrane transporter activity. Gene Ontology annotation, biological process: copper ion transmembrane transport. The record is from RefSeq and is a predicted model, not a curated record. Gene Ontology annotation, cellular component: membrane. NCBI's taxonomy places the organism in Eukaryota, Fungi, Ascomycota, Eurotiomycetes, Eurotiales, Aspergillaceae. The coding region runs from base 1 to 594 and encodes 197 amino acids. The transcript is spliced from 4 exons.